This is a messenger RNA of Pseudophryne corroboree (corroboree frog), 1929 nucleotides long. RefSeq names its product gastrula zinc finger protein XlCGF57.1-like. The transcript has a single exon. Lineage: Eukaryota; Metazoa; Chordata; Amphibia; Anura; Myobatrachidae. Gene Ontology annotation, molecular function: RNA polymerase II transcription regulatory region sequence-specific DNA binding; DNA-binding transcription factor activity, RNA polymerase II-specific. Gene Ontology annotation, cellular component: nucleus. Bases 37 to 1929 code for a protein of 630 amino acids. The record is from RefSeq and is a predicted model, not a curated record. Gene Ontology annotation, biological process: urogenital system development; embryo development; regulation of transcription by RNA polymerase II.
GGACACACAAGCAGGAAUAUCUCAGAAGGACAUCUAAUGUUAUCCCCGGAUUGUGACAUAAAAGAUAAUGACAGUAGACAGGAUUCUCCAGGAGAUAACCCCAUUACCCCAAUUAUACAUCUAGCUCUAUCAGCUGAGCCCUCUGAUCCUGGGAAAUGUUCUCCUGAUCACUCUGAUAUUGGUGCAUCUGUUACAGCUCUGACAGUAGAUACAGUGUUUCCCUGUUCUAUAGAUGCCAAAUGUUUUACACAGAACACAAAGCCUAUUAACCCACACACAGGUAAGGCAGUUGAGAGGCCACUGAUAUGUUCUGAGUGUGGGAAAUGUUUUACAUACAAAUCACAGCUUGUUAUACAUCAGAAAAGUCACACAGGUGAGAGGCCAUUUUCUUGCUCUGAGUGUGGGAAAUGUUUUGCACAGAAAUCACAUCUUAUUAAUCAUGAGAGAAGUCACACAGGUGAGAGGCCAUUUUCUUGCUCUGAGUGUGGGAAAUGUUUUGCAUGGAAAUCACAUCUUGUUAUACAUCAGAAAAGUCACACAGGCGAGAGGCCAUUUUCUUGCUCUGAGUGUGGGAAAUGUUUUGCACGGAAAUCACAUCUUGUUAUACAUCAGAAAAGUCACACAGGCGAGAGGGCAUUUUCUUGCUCUGAGUGUGGGAAAUGUUUUGCACAGAAAUCACAUCUUAUUAAUCAUGAGAGAAGUCACACAGGUGAGAGGCCAUUUUCUUGCUCUGAGUGUGGGAAAUGUUUUGCACUCAAAUCAGAUCUUGUUAGACAUCAGAGAAGUCACACAGGUGAGAAGCCGUUUUCUUGCUCUGAGUGUGGGAAAUAUUUUGCAUGGAAAUCACAUCUUGUUAUACAUCAGAAAAGUCACACAGGCGAGAGGCCAUUUUCUUGCUCUGAGUGUGGGAAAUGUUUUGCACGGAAAUCACAUCUUGUUAUACAUCAGAAAAGUCACACAGGCGAGAGGGCAUUUUCUUGCUCUGAGUGUGGGAAAUGUUUUGCACUCAAAUCAGAACUUGUUAGACAUCAGAGAAGUCACACAGGUGAGAAGCCAUUUUCUUGCUCGGAGUGUGGGAAAUGUUUUGCACAGAAAUCACAUCUUAUUAAUCAUGAGAGAAGUCACACAGGUGAGAAGCCAUUUUCUUGCUCGGAGUGUGGGAAAUGUUUUGCACAGAAAUCACAUCUUAUUAAUCAUGAGAGAAGUCACACAGGUGAGAAGCCAUUUUCUUGCUCGGAGUGUGGGAAAUGUUUUGCACUCAAAUCAGAUCUUGUUAGACAUCAGAGAAGUCACACUGGUGAGAAGCCAUUUUUUUGCUCUGAGUGUGGGAAAUGUUUUGCACUCAAAUCAGAACUUGUUAGACAUCAGAGAAGUCACACAGGUGAGAAGCCAUUUUCUUGCUCGGAGUGUGGGAAAUGUUUUGCACAGAAAUCACAUCUUAUUAAUCAUGAGAGAAGUCACACAGGUGAGAGGCCAUUUUCUUGCUCUGAGUGUGGGAAAUGUUUUGCACUCAAAUCAGAUCUUGUUAGACAUCAGAGAAGUCACACUGGUGAGAAGCCAUUUUUUUGCUCUGAGUGUGGGAAAUGUUUUGCACUCAAAUCAGAACUUGUUAGACAUCAGAGAAGUCACACAGGUGAGAAGCCAUUUUCUUGCUCGGAGUGUGGGAAAUGUUUUGCACAGAAAUCACAUCUUAUUAAUCAUGAGAGAAGUCACACAGGUGAGAAGCCAUUUUCUUGCUCGGAGUGUGGGAAAUGUUUUGCACAGAAAUCACAUCUUAUUAAUCAUGAGAGAAGUCACACAGGUGAGAGGCCAUUUUCUUGCUCUGAGUGUGGGAAAUGUUUUGCACUCAAAUCAAUCUUCUUAUACAUCUCAGAAGUCACACAGGUAAGAAUCCAUUUUCUUGCUCUGAGUGUGGGAAAUGUUGUCUAA